Molecule: messenger RNA, 4950 nt
Organism: Scedosporium apiospermum
Lineage: Eukaryota; Fungi; Ascomycota; Sordariomycetes; Microascales; Microascaceae
Exons: 5
Coding region: 1-4950 (1649 amino acids)
Biological process (GO): protein ubiquitination
Cellular component (GO): CCR4-NOT complex
Molecular function (GO): RNA binding; ubiquitin-protein transferase activity
Source: RefSeq, a predicted model, not a curated record
AUGUCGCCGCAAGAUACCUUCAUCGAUGAUGAGGAUGAUUCCUGCCCUCUCUGCAUCGAAGAGUUCGAUCUCUCGGACCGUAAUUUCAGACCAUGCCCCUGCGGUUACCAAGUAUGCCAGUUCUGUUUCAACAAUAUCAAGACGAAUAUGAACGGACUGUGCCCGGCAUGUCGACGACCUUACGACGAGAAAACGAUACAAUGGAAGGUUGUGACGCCCGAAGAAGAGGCGGAAUUUCGAGCGAACAUUACGAAAAAUCAAAAGAAGCGAGCUCAAGAGCAACGACAGAAGGAAGCUCAGAAACGAGAGGCCGAGAAAGAAAACCGAAAAAACCUCGUCGGCGUACGCGUUGUUCAGAAGAACUUGGUCUACGUAACGGGCUUGACCCCGACCGUUCGUGAGGACGAACUCACCAAGACGUUACGGAAGCCCGAGUUUUUCGGACAGUACGGUAACAUCCAGAAAAUUUCCAUUUCGAAUCGAAAGGGUGGCGAAGGACAGAAUCCUUCGCUCGGCAUCUAUGUCACUUUCGAGAAGCCUGAAGAGGCUGACCGCUGCAUCCGGGCUGUCAAUGGAUCACAAAACGGAGACCGUAUUCUACGAGCUCAGCUCGGUACAACCAAGUAUUGCUCUGCUUGGUUGAAGCAUGAGCAGUGUACUAACCGUGGAUGCAUGUUCCUGCACGAGCGUGGUGAUGAAGAGGACAGUUACACUAGACAGGAUCUCUCGUCCAUGAAUAGCAUUCACACCCAACGACCCAUCUCGUCCGCCAGCUCUUCGCGCGCCGCCCCUCGUCCCCAACCCGCACCGCCGCAGUACCAGGCACCUCAACUUCCUCCACCCCCAACCGCCCAGGCUGCUGGCCGACCGAUGAGCAAGGAUGGCUCCGAAGAGAACGGAACCGACGGGUCCGCCCUACCCUCUUCCGCGAACUGGGCGCGAAACCCACAGCGCAGCCGACGAGGUAGUCAUGCUACCAGCGGAGCUGCGCCUAGUCCCGCCAUUUCUGCUUCCUUGCCCGCUACGACCGAGGAAGCCGUCAGCGAUUCUCCUGCGCCAGAACCGGCAAAACUUGCCACUACUCAACAACAAAAGGACCGCAAGGCUUCGAAGUCGCCUGAGGCGGUUGCCGGACCCUCCCAACCACCGGCAAGGGCCGGUGGUAUCCCCGAAGAUGUCCUUAAGAGCAUCGUCAAGAAGCUCUACUCGUGGAAACUCCCCGAGAUUACUCCCGAAAUCAGCCAGUCUGUCGAGCUCUAUCCCCCCUUGUUCGACAUCCGUGGUGGUGAAAAGAGGAGGGCUAUGCGCGAGGAGGAGGCCCGUCUUGGUGGAGAGCAGGAGGAAGCCGUUGAAACACAGGAGCCAUCAGAGGAGGGUGAACCCGAGACGGGCGGUAGUCUCGCUCUCGGCGGCGAGCCUGAGGAGAGGGAAUCGACUCGGGACGGACAAGGAUUUGACCCUCGACGUGGUGGAAUUCAGCCACCUAUCCAGCGAUCCAGUGCCGAUGGUAUCUUCGGUCCUGCCCUCGCUCAGAACGCCAACCUGGGAUCUAUUGGAAGCCGCACUAUGACUCCCCAGCAGCAGGCUUACAUGCGACCCCAAAGCGCAUUUGCCGAUCACCUACCCCCUGGUAUCUCGGCCACCCAAUCCCUCACUUCUCUGAUGCAGCAACAGGGCCAUAGCCGCCAGUCAUCGAGGUUCAGUUUCGCCAACGAAAACGCCGGUGGCUCUGCCUCUAUCCAGCUCGCUGCCAACCCUAGGAUCAUGGCGCAGCAGAAGGCUAUGAUGCCCACCUCCUAUCCCUCCCAGCCGGGUAGCCAGUACUAUACCACCUCGGUUCCUGGCCCUCCCCCGGGCUUGAAGUCCACGGGAACUCCCCCAAGCAUGUUUGGCCAGGGACCGACCUUUGGCGGGUCGCCUUUCGGUGCAGCACCGAAAGACACGAACAGCGAUCUGUUGCAAAGCAUCAUUCGCGGAAGAGCUGCUGGGAAUGCCCAGGCUCAUGAUGCAGCAAAGCGUGAGUACAUUAAUUCUCCUUUUUCCAACCAGUACCCAUCUUCCACCUCCUCUACCCCAGCUCCUGCUUCGGGCCUCCUGGCGUCGCUCUACGGUAACCAGCCUGGAGCAUUCCAAGACUUUGGUUCAAAGCAGAAGAAGAAGGGGAAGAAGCACAGACAUGCUAACACUUCCUCCUCUGGGGGGAGUGGCUUAGUAGAUCUUGCGGACCCGAGUAUCCUGCAGGCGCGAAUGCAACACCAGGCUCAGAGCAACGCCGGGGUCGGACAGGGAUUGUUUGGUGGUCAGAGUCAAGAUGAUGAGUUGCCUUCGCUUGACGAAGCAUCCAGCUCAGUGGAUGCCCUGGUGGCAGAUGACGAUGAUAUGAGCCUCCCAACUAACCAGCAGACACUAUGCUCACUUGAGUCGUUCAUCCUGCCUUUGCCGACUCAGUCUGGACACCAGAGUAUUGGUCUUGGAGGAUUUCCCAUCCCAUCUAUUUCAGCUCCUCCAGGGUUGGCGUUUGGACCCGGUAACAUUUACGGGACUGGCCAAAUCAUCCCUAUGCAGCCCAUCCUCCCAGCUACCCCAACAAUGUCAGUAGCUACUCCUCCUGGGCUUCGAAGUGCUACUGGCAGCCCGGCGCCACGUAGUGCCCCUGCAGGACCAAAACAAGAAGCCUCCAAGAAAGCAUUGAACAAGGCCGAAGCUAAGAGCAAAGUCAGAGCGUUGGCAAUAGACAGCGGCCUAUCGAGAGAUAUUGCGUCGCAGUCGAGUGCCUCCAAAGGCAAAGCCAUUCUGCAGGAAGAAGACUUCCCCACUCUAGACUCGCUCAAGUCCGGUGCUCAGCAGGCUACGUCCCAAUCCUCCGCGAAGGCUCAUCAGGUUCCGACACCCAAGCCCGUUUUCGCGACUCCUAAGAAGUCGCAACAGGAACCAGUAGUAGCCUCGCCUGCCAAGCCCGAGAAAACUAGGCGCGCCGCAGAGAAGCGACCACCCAAGAAUACCUUGAAUAUUGCUGCGGCAACAACUGCAAAGAUGGCGCAGUCCAAGCCUGUCGAGACGGUCACGCCCAUCGAGAAGCCCAUGGUUGAUACCUCCGAGUCUUCCCCCGCUACUGGUACUGGUACACCCUCAUCCACUAUCCCAACGUCCGAUAUUCGACCCGGCACCCCAGCUUCCGGGGCUGGGCCUUCGACUGCCUCGAGCCUCUCGCGGGCGGGACCGAAGACCCUGAGGCUUGUGUCGACACCUGGCAUCGCUUCGGCGGGCAGUGCAAUUCCUGGCCUACUCUCCAUGGCUGGACGAGUCGUCCGUCCCGGUACUCCAACCAGCGAAAUGUUUAGUGACAGUGCGUCUCUCGUCUCGCCUUCUAUCCCGCCGUCGCGCGUCGGUUCCCCUCCGCCCGUUCCCGCAUCGAAGAUUGUCGGGUCUGCUGCCGUCCGAACUACCACGAAGAGCCAACAGCGCAAGCAACGCAAGGAGGCUCACAAGGGUAUGACGGAGGCUAUCGUUGAGGCCGCAAAGUCCGAAGUCGAGGUACACGCGCCUGUGGUGGGCCGUAAGAAGAAGCAGAAGAAGGAGAAGCCCGCCAAGGCGGCUGCAAAGGUGCCUGCGAAGGUCACCAAGGUGGACGGGGGCGAAUCGAGCAGCGGCGUCGCAGAGGAACGGGAUAGCAAACCCGCCACAACCGCAAAGGAUGUGAACAGCGCUAAGGAAGAGGAGAAGCCAUCCACCACUCCCCCUGUAGCCGCUACCAUGUCACCGGUCAAGAAAGGAAAGGAGAACAAAAAGGCCAAGGGUAAAUCAAAGGAAGCGGUUGCUCCAGUCCCGGAACCGGCUCCCCCUCAGCCAGAGCCUACCCUUCCCGAGCCCGAGAGACCCUUUGACAAGCUACAGCCGACGCCCGACUCAGUUUUUCGUCGCCUUGUUCGGGAUGGCUUGAAUCCUCACAAAAUCAGCAUGCUCCGCCCCUUCAACAGUCAUGCCAUUCGUCUCGAGGCUAGCGCGAUGGCCAGUAAGACUGGCGGUAACAUCGGAAGCCCCCACGACCCGAAGCAAUUCUGCAAGGACUUCGUCUCGAACCACGAGGAGAUUGUUCUCCGAGCCGGAAAGCCAAUCCGUCGUAUGGAGAAUGGCCAGCGCGUUCUCAUUACUCCCCACGGCGACGUGGUCCGCGGCUUGACCGAGGAAGAGGAAGAUCACUACUUGAUACUCCAGAACCGAGUCGCCAAGCACGCCAACGACCCCGUCGCCUACAAGAACGACCAACACAGAGUGCCUUCCGGCGAUUUCUCCAUCAUCCAGGGACGCAUGGUUGCCAACGGCCCUCCCAGCUUCUUCCCGCAGGGUGAGGACGACAUCCCCAAGUCGUACAAUUCCAAGAUUCGCCGUGAGGAGGCUAUCUCCUUCGCCAACCAGUUUGCCAUGCCCAGCAUGCGACUCGGCAACCGUACGUUCGUGGGCGAAAAGUGGCGCGACCAGCUCGAGGACGAUAACACGGCCGAGGUUAUGUACCGUCUCAAGGCAAUGUUUUACGACCAGAAGCCGAGCGAUUCUCAGAAGCAGCCGCGUGUUGGCGCUCUAUUCCAACCCAUUUUUGACGGAAGCAAACAGGAUGAAGCCGCUGCUAGAGAGAAGGAAGAGGCCAAGCCCCCAGUCAAGACUACCGACAAGACAGUCCCGACUCAGGCCCGUGGUAGCCCUAGCCCUUCCAUGUCCAGGAAGAAUCUCUUCGCCGACGAGGUAGACGAGAACCCCAUCAACGACGAGCACCUCCCGCGCUAUGGUCUAGAAGGCCGCGACACAUCCACCCCCAGACCCGCACCACCCCUCACCUUCGAAGAACUUGAAAAGGCGUUCUUCUCCUCGAAGAAGGAGGUCGAGAAGUACGAGAAGAUGCUCAACACUGUGAUUAGAAAGAAUAGGCGGAUCCUUCUCGGGCAAAAUCAUUGA